CAGCAGAGAAGGGAACUCAAGGCGCCUCAACUUUUGCGGCGCGCGCCGUCACUGACCUUGAACGAGAGGAACGCUCGAAACUGAAACGUCGGAGUCGGAAGAGUGUUGUCGGACGUGUGGUUGUGGCCGAAGUGACAAAUUGAUUUUGUGCAACGAAACAGGACUCCUUUUCUAUCUAUGGAUAUUUUUCAAGUUUUCAGAAGGACCUGAGGAACGAGCUGCAACUGUUGCUGCAGACAUACACAGAGGAACAAGAGUACCACGACAUAAGACAGAAGAACCAACGAUAAGCUUAGAGUGAUUCCGGUGGUUUUUGUACACGAAGAUCACCCAAGGCAGUCGCAAUGGCUACCCUAUCCUUGCGUAUCUCCAUCCCGGAGAAAAACGCCACGAAGAUGAUGCAAUUCGACCCAAGCACAUCCGUUUACGACGCUUGCCGUAUUAUCAGAGAGAAACUCGCUGAAGCGGGUAACAUGGGCCAACCGAAGGACUACGGAUUAUUCCUUGCCGACGAGGAUGUGAAGAAGGGCGUAUGGUUGGAGCCAGGCCGAAACCUCGAUUAUUACAUCCUGAGGAACGGCGAUCUGCUCGAGUACAGACGUAAACUGCGGACCCUCAGAGUGCGCAUGUUGGAUGGAACGUUGAAGACGUUGCUAGUGGAUGACAGCCAACCCGUCGCCAAUCUCAUGGUAGUAAUUUGUACGAAGAUAGGUAUCACGAACCACGACGAGUACUCGUUGGUACGUGAGCUAGUCGACGAAGAGACCGAGAAUCAAAAGCCGGGCAAUUUUGGCACCCUUACCCUGAAGAGGAGGAAAGAGGAGAAAGGCGAACGAGACGCGAAGAUGGAUCAGUUGAGGAAGAAGCUGAAGACUGAUGACGAAGUGAAUUGGAUAGAUCCUAGUAAGACGUUACGAGAGCAAGGAAUAGACGAGUCAGAAACGGUGCUGCUACGGCGAAAGUUUUUCUUCUCCGAUCAAAAUAUCGACAGCCGAGAUCCGGUGCAAUUAUCUCUUUUAUACGUUCAAGCAAGAGAUGCAAUUCUAGAUGGCACGCAUCCGGUUACUCAGGAAAAAGCUUGUACUUUCGCUGGGAUACAAUGCCAGAUCCAGUUUGGUGAUCACAAGGAGGACAAGCAUAAGCCCGGCUUCCUCGACCUCAAGGAAUUUCUACCGCAGUCUUAUUUGAAAGUGAAGGGAAUUGAAAAGAAAGUCUUUGCAGAGCACAAGAAACAUAUUGGUCUCUCUGAAUUAGAUGCCAAAGUUCUAUACACGAAAACAGCAAGGUCCCUAAGCACUUACGGUGUCACGUUCUUUUUGGUUAAAGAGAAAAUGAAAGGGAAAAAUAAACUGGUGCCUCGUUUGCUUGGUGUCACUAAAGACUCUGUCUUGCGACUCGAUGAAAAGACGAAAGAAAUAUUGAAAACCUGGCCGCUAACUACCGUCCGACGUUGGGGUGCCUCUCCAAACACUUUCACACUUGAUUUUGGCGACUAUUCCGAUCAAUAUUACAGUGUACAAACCACGGAAGCAGAACAGAUUCUUCAAUUGAUCUCUGGAUAUAUCGAUAUCAUCCUGAAGAAACAGAAAGCUAAAGAUCACUUUGGUAUUGAAGGUGAUGAAGGCUCUACCAUGGUCGAGGAUAGCGUAGCACCUUUGAAAGCAACAAUUAUGCAACACGAAACGAGUAACGUUGGCAAAGGAAACGUGGAAGCAGUAUCAGUCGCUAUACCAGCAGUCAUGAGAGCUGGAGGAGAUGGUGCUCGACCAUAUGGGACUGGGCACAUGGGCGGUGCUCAAUAUACGACUGUCAGCGGCCAGGUGAACAUCGCUCACGCUCCACCGAUGGUGCAACAAACCAAGGUCACAUCCGUCCUAUCUGAACCACAACGUGCCUUACUAUCAACAAUCACCGCCGGUCACGAGGUGAUCCACAUCGCGGAAACCGAGUUAUCAUGCAAGGCUCCACUUCCGGAAUUGGGAACCGAUCCGGCCUCUUUGAAAUGGAUCGAACAGACCAUAGACACGCACAAGCAGAACGUAGGUUCACAGAUUGCGGCGAUGAACGCCGCUACAGCUCAGGUAGUCACCCUGACCUCGGGUCCAGCCGACGAUGUAGAUCACACAGCGGUGGGUGCAGCGAUCACCACGAUCGCUACCAACCUUCCAGAAAUGACCAAGGGUGUCAGGAUGAUUGCUGCUCUAAUGGAAGAUGAGUCUUCCGGGGAUAGACUCUUAGAUGCAGCCAGGAAGCUCUGCUCUGCGUUCUCUGAUUUGCUGAAGGCCACUGAACCUGAAACUAAGGAGCCAAGACAGAAUCUCUUGAACGCUGCGUCUCGCGUUGGCGAGGCCUCUCACCAAGUUCUAACCACCAUCGGUGAAGAGAACGAUUCAAACCGAGAACUGCAGGAUAUGUUACUAGCCCUAGCUAAGGCAGUCGCCAACUCCACUGCUGCUUUAGUUCUCAAAGCCAAGAACAUCGCAGCCACUUGCGAAGACUCAGCAACCCAAAACCGUGUGAUAUCAGCCGCCACACAAUGUGCCCUAGCCACCUCCCAAUUAGUAGCCUGCGCUAAAGUAGUAGCACCGACCCUACACUCUCCAGCCUGUCAAACACAACUGAUGAACGCGGUCAGAGAAGUAACAAAAGCAGUAGAAGGUCUGUUGGAAGUAUGCAAUGAAACAUGCGGUGAUGAGAAUCUAUUGAAAGAACUAAACGCUGCUGCCAGUGAAGUGAGCAGGACACUGAAUGAUUUAUUAAAUCACAUAAAAACCGCCACCAGAGGCGAACGAGCUAAAGAAACCAUCCAGGAAGGAGCAGUGGAGACGAUAUUCGUGGCAACUGACAAGUUGUUCGCCAGCACUGGAGACGCUGGAGAGAUGGUUAGGCAGGCAAGAGUUGUGGGCCAGGCAACAGCCCAACUGAUCCAGAGCAUUAAGGGUGAGGCUGAGAGGCAGACUGAUUCAGAACAGCAGAGACGAUUGCUAGCUGCUGCAAAGAUGCUGGCUGAUGCCACUGCCAAGAUGGUAGAGGCUGCUAGACAAUGCGCCAGUAGCCCACACGACGCGAAGAUGCAGGACCAACUACGCCAAGCUGCUGAGGAACUUAGGGUAGCGACAACCGCAGCUGCCACUCCAGCCUUGAGAAGGAAACUCAUAUGCAGAUUGGAGGCCUGCGCCAAACAGGCUGCAGCCACUGCUACCCAGUGCAUAGCCGCUUCAUCAGGUGCAGCACAUCAUAAUACAAAUCCGUCUAGUCAGGAAGAACUAAAUGCAGAAUGCUUGACAAUGGCGCAGCAUAUACCUAGCCUGGUGGCUGGGGUGAAGGGGACACAGGCUCAGCCAGAUAACUCUUCAGCUCAACUGAACUUAAUAAAUGCUUCUGAACAGUUCCUACAACCUGGUACAUCUGUUGUGAAAGCUGCCAGGGCGGUACUACCAACAGUCACCGAUCAGGCCUCUGCUAUGCAAUUGAACAACACUUCUCAGCAGUUAGGUGCUUCUCUGUCUGACCUGAGAUCAGCUGUGACCCGUGCCAGGGAAGCUUGCGGUGGUCUGGAAUUGGACGCAGCUGAAGAGCUUAUUAAUAGCCUAAAGGAUGAGUUGGGAGAGUUCUAUAGAGCAGUUGAGGCUGCCUCUCUGAGACCACUACCUGAUGAGACCACAGAAUCCACAGCUCUUCGACUAGGCGCUACGUCAAAGAACGUCGGAUUCGCAAUGGCCCAGCUCUUGUCCGCCGCCAAACAAGGAAACGAGAACUACACCGGAAGCGCAGCAAGAGAAACCGCGUCCGCACUUAAGGAUCUAACUUAUGCUGUCCGUGGAGUGGCUGCUACAUCGAAUCAGCCUGAUACGCAGAAGAAGGUGCUGAUGACUGCUGAUGAUGUGAUUCUUAAGUCUCUGAGACUGGUUAAGGAAGCCAAACGAGCUCUGAAGAGUCCUGAUAAUCCAGACAAUGAAGCCAAUUUGGCUGCUGUUGCUAAGGAUGUGUCAAAUUCAUUGAACAAAUGUGUAUCUUGUUUACCUGGACAAAGGGACGUCGAUGAGGCGAUCAAGAAUAUUGAAGACAUGACUCAGGUUCUCGGUAUGAACGAGUUCCCGCAGACCAACAAGAGUUAUGGGCAAUUGCAGAACGACCUGAACAACGCAGCCGCAAACCUAAACGAUGCUUCAUCAAAUGUAGUAUCUUCAGUGCGAUCCCCAGUACAGUUGGCAAGCUCCUCAAAACAAUUCACCAACGCCUUCGGUGAUCUGUUAGGCGUAGGAAUGGAGAUGGCUGGACAGACAACCAUUGAAACUCGAAGCCAAAUGGUAGUGUCCCUGAAGAACGUGAGCAUGACCUCUAGCAAGCUUCUAGUGACCGCCAAAUCAGUAGCAGCCGAUCCAGGUGCACCAAAUGCGAAGAAUCAGCUCUCUGCAGCUGCUAGAGCCGUAACAGACUCCAUCAACUAUCUAGUAGAUGUCUGUACCUCUGCUGCCCCUGGCCAGAACGAGUGUGACAACGCCAUCAGGAAUAUCCAGUCGAUGAGGUCACUUCUGGACAAUCCCAACGAGCCAGUUUCCGAAGCAACUUAUUUCGAGUGCCUUGAGACUGUGAUGGAAAAGAGCAAGAGCCUGGGUGAUGGUAUGACAGGUAUAGCCAAUCACGCAAAGAAGUCUGAACACGAGCAGUUCUCUGUAGCCGUUCGAGGAGUAUCUUCAUCUAUUUGCGGAUUGAUCGAGGCAGCAGCUCAAGCAGCCUACUUAGCUGGUGUAAGUGAUCCUACAUCAGUGGCUGGAAAACCAGGUCUAGUAGAUCGGGCUCAGUUCCUCAGGGCUGCUCAGGCUAUUCACACUGGCUGCCAGAGCCUUGGAAAUCCUACCAGCACAGAGCAACAGGUUCUUUCAGCAGCUACUAUGAUUGCCAAGUACACUAGCGCCCUUUGCAACGCCUGUCGCGAGGCCUCUAACAAAACCAGCAAUCCAGUUGCAAAGAAACACUUCGUCCAGUCAGCUAAAGAUGUUGCUAACUCCACUUCAGCUUUAGUGAAGGAGAUCAAGGCGUUGGAUUCGGACUACUCCGAGGCCAACAGGGAGAGGUGUGCAGAGGCUACUAAGCCUCUUUUGGAAGCUGUCGACAAUCUCUGUACCUUUGCCAGCUCCCCAGAGUUCGCCAGUCACCCGGCGAAGAUAUCUAUUGCUGCUAGAGCUGCCCAGGAACCAAUUACCAGCGCUGGUAAAGCUAUCAUCGACGGUUCUUGCGCGAUGGUGCGGGCUGCGAAGAGUCUGGCGAUCAGUCCUAAAGAUCCUCCAACCUGGCAGCUGCUAGCUAAUCACAGCAAGAGUGUCAGUGAUUCUAUAAAGUCUUUAGUCGCUUCCAUUCGCGACAAGGCACCCGGACAGAAGGAAUGUGACGCAGCGAUUGAGAAAUUAUCUGCCAGAAUCCGGGAAUUGGAUGCAGCUUCUCUUAGCGCCGUUUCGCAAGCCCUGUUACCCCGAAGGGAGAACACGGUUCAAGGAUUCACUGAUCAGAUGGAGAGUAGCGCUAGUGAACUUCGCGAGAAGCUGGAGCCUCUUCGAACAGCUGCCAAAUAUGAAGCUGAAAAUGUCGGUCAUGCUGUCAGUCAGAUUGCUCUAUAUUGCGAGCCUUUGGUCUCUGGUGCUAUCGGUGCUGCCUCCAACAUGGUGCACUCCAAGCAACAAAUGGUGCUUCUGGAUCAAACUAAAACUGUCGCUGAGUCUGCUCUUCAGCUUGUCUGCGUGACCAAAGAGUCUGGUGGCAAUCCAAAGGCCAUCAACUUGCACGCAGAAGUGGACGAGACUGUGGAAUCUAUGAAGGACGCGCUUCAGGAACUGCAGAAUACUUUGGAGACCAUCUCGACGUCCAAUGGUAUUGUUACUGGACUCAUUGAUACCAUUUCUAGGGCGAUGGUUAGACUGGAAGAUCACAGAAUGUCAACCAUCGACACAGUUGAUUCUUAUGUGGAUUAUCAGACGAGGAUGGUGGAGGCUGCUAAGGAGAUAGCUCGACUGGCCCAAGAAAUGUCCACAAAGUCUAGCACAGACGUGACCAGACUGGCUUCCCUCGCAGUGGACAUUUCCCACAAGUACACUCAGCUAGCUCGCGAUACAUCCGGUGCUUCUGCAGCUGCAUCAAACGCCGAUGUGUCUUCAAGGCUUCGCACAGGUGUUCAGGAACUCGGUAGAGCCUGUGCCGACAUAGUCAGUGCAGCAGGGACCUGCCAGAUGUCACCUGGAGAUGCUUAUGCCCAGAGAGAAGUUGCAGAGCAAAGUAAAAUCGUGACAGAGAAGGUGUCUCAGGUGUUGGCAGCUCUUCAAGCUGGCUCCAGAGGCACCCAGGCGUGCAUCAACGCAGCGAGCACUGUAUCCGGAAUCAUCGGCGACCUGGACACCACCAUCAUGUUCGCCACAGCUGGAACUCUUCAUGCGGAGAACGAAGGAGACACUUUUGCUGAUCAUAGAGAGAAUAUUCUGAAGACUGCCAAGGCUCUUGUUGAAGACACUAAGACUCUGGUAGCUGGAGCAGCAUCCUCUCAGGAACAACUAGCAGUCGCAGCACAGAAUGCUGUAUCAACCAUUGUCCAACUAGCUGAAGUUGUUAAAUAUGGCGCUGCUAGUUUAGGCAGUCAAAAUCCAGAGGCUCAGGUGAUGCUGAUCAAUGCUGUGAAGGAUGUUGCUUCUGCACUUGGGGAUCUGAUACAUGCUACCAAGGCUGCCAGUGGGAAACCUAUCAAUGAUCCCAGUAUGGCGCAUCUGAAAGACUCUGCCAAGGUGAUGGUGACCAACGUAACAUCCCUGCUGAAGACAGUAAAAGCUGUGGAGGAUGAGCACACACGAGGGACCAGAGCCCUGGAAUCUACCAUCGAAGCCAUAGCCCAGGAAAUCCGUGCUCUGAACACCUCAGAAUGCCAAAGGCUUAAUGUAACCCCUGAAGAUCUUGUCCGUUGCACGAAGAGCAUCACCAUCUCAACUGCAAAAGCAGUGGCUGCUGGGAAUAGUUGCAAGCAAGAUGACAUAAUUGCAGCUGCUAAUAUGGGACGAAAGGCUAUCAGUGACAUGUUAACGAUUUGCAAAGGAGCAGCCUUGAAUUGUGCAGAAACAGCUGAACUGAGAGACAGGACUCUUCAGGCUGGCCACGAUGUUGCAAUUAAUUAUAGAGAACUGUUGCAAGCUAUCCUGCAAAUCUCUUCAAGAUCUGGUGAUGCGAAGCACAUGUUGCCACCUAUUUCUAGGAAGAUUGCUCAGAGUGUGACAGAGUUGGUAGCUGUGGCUGAGUUGUUGAAGGGUAAUGACUGGGUGGACCCUGAUGACCCAACGGUGAUCGCUGAGAACGAGUUGCUGGGUGCUGCUGCCAGUAUCGAUGCUGCUGCUAAGAAGCUUGCUAGUUUGAGACCAAGGAGAAGCAUACAGGAAGCUAACGAAGACAUGAACUUCGACGAGAUGAUCCUGGAAGCAGCAAAAUCAAUCGCAGCAGCAACCUCAGCGCUGAUAAAAGCAGCAAGCGCUGCUCAGAGAGAGUUGAUAGCGACAGGAAAGGUAUCUCGAACACCUCUGACCAGUUCAGAUGACGGCCAGUGGUCCGAAGGCUUAAUAUCUGCCGCAAGAAUGGUGGCAGCAGCAACACACAGCCUCGUAGAGUCAGCAAAUGCGUUGGUCCAAGGCGUAAGUUCGGAAGAAAAACUGAUUUCCAGUGCUAAACAAGUAGCUAGCAGCACAGCCCAGCUGCUGGUUGCUUGCAAAGUGAAGGCAGACCCUGAUAGCGACAGCACAAAGAGAUUACAAGCUGCUGGCAAUGCUGUGAAACGCGCCACGGAUAACCUGGUCCGAGCUGCACAACAAGCUAUCCAACAGGAGGAAGAUAGAUCUUUGAUCCUCAAUCGCAGGAUGGUGGGUGGAAUCGCGCAGGAGAUAAACGCCAGGUCAGAAGUCCUUCGUAUCGAAAGGGAACUUGAGGAAGCUAGAGGAAGAUUGACAGCAAUUCGGCAGGCGAAGUACAAGAACCGUCCAGACCUGGCUACUACCGAUACUGAAGCUGAACAGAGUGGCUACGAAAGCUAUUCAAGCAGCAGGCAGAACUUGGUCAGUCCCGAGAAAGUCUACUCCACCCAGAGCACCCUGGAGAGGAAGAUGAAGGACAGCCAAUACAGGUCCAGCAUGGAGAACCAAUAUGGAUCAUUUGACAGAAAAUACAGUAUGGAGAAUCAGUAUGAUAAACGAUAUGGUACAGAGAGUCCAUACAUUACAUCUGACAAAAGGAUUGGCAUGGAUGGUGCAGCCAGCCAAUACAGUACUUUAAAGAGCUAUGAUAUGGUGGACAGGUUCUCUGGACACAGUCCCAUGAGCACUUUUAAGUCCGAAAAACAAAGUUUUAGUGCUCUCCCACAAAAUCAGUCUUUCAGAAACGUGGAGUCCAAAUUGAUACCUGGUGGACGAAUGGAGACAAUCACAACAAAGAUGUACACGUCCACUCCUGGCAAGACCAGCAGCUCUAACUUUGAGUCCUCAGAGGAGACCAAAGAGUUUGCUACCUCUGGUAACGAGCUGUCCACCUUCAAAGCUAUUGACAAUGAAUCUCUUGAAGAACGCCUGACGAAACAAUCGAUGAUGCAUAAGGUCACUGAGAAGAAAACUGUAACCAUGACAAUGUCUAGCAGACAGGAGUCGAACACCAAGACAUUCCGGUUCGAGGAGAAGUAAGUGAAUGUUGAAGAAGAAUGUUCCUGCUGAAGGAACCGCAUACACGUUGUCCUUUGAUGCACAAAUAGCCUAUGGGGCUUCUGGUUGGGUAUUUUUAAUGUAAGAAAGCUCCCCAACUGAUGGAAAGUAGUUGUUACAUGUAUUUUCAUACAAGCUAUGGUAAUCAGGUAAUGUGUAAUUAAUUAACCUAAAAGAGGUAAACAGGGGAAUGUUUAGAACUGAAGGUUAUGCUCUUGCUUGAGACUUUUAAUUAAAUUUUAUUGGAUAAUGUUAACAGGGUUACUAUUUGUUGAUUCGAAAGGUUAAUUGUGUAUAUUUAAAAUGAAAUUUGAUUUGUAUGAAUCUUCUUGCUUCAAAACUGUGACAUCUAAAUAUAAUGGAAGAAUUCUUUUAAAGAGGAAAUUGGGACAAUUCAUCUACUUGAAAUGACUGAAAUAAGGUUCAAGAGACAAGUUUUGAACAUUCCUUGAUCAUGGAUCUAGUAAUGGUCAUAAAACGGAAUUGAAAGAUAUUGUAAAAGGGUAGCUGAACAUUACCGAUGUAACAGACUAUUUAGCAUUUGAUAGUAACAAUUAUUAAAAAUUGUACGGAUCCCGUUAACAAAGCUAUUCAUGCUUUUCACUUUGAUUGGAUAAAAUUAAACAAAAUGGAAACGACUAUGCCAACAAUGUCAAAAUUACCUUGCUAAACGGAAACGUACGAUUAGGUCAAUUAAAAUGAUAUUCCUCGUAAGUACAAGUAUUAACAAGAUAAUCAGUUCAAUGUGUUAAUCUAAUUUUCAAAUCAAUUUUAUAUGGAGAAUCUUCAGAAUCAUGUUAUUACUGUCACCCCAUGCACAACAAAUUCGUCCCAAAUACAUAGAAGAAUAUAUUCUAACGCCUUUGUACGAUAAUUCUAUUAUAGCGAAGAAGAUAGAAGUGUCCUUAGAUAGAGAUAACUGUGUGCUUUCAAAAUUAGACUUGUUAAGAAUAAUUAUCGUCUCUUAAAGAUGGACAAUAAUCGUCCCCUUUGCGAAUUGAUUAAUUCAAUGUAAUAAUCGCAAUUAUACGCGUUUCUUUAAUAUUUUUCCACUGACUAUUUAAAAAUUUUUGAUAAAGUAUUACAUUUUCGUCUUUUGGACAAACUUUUUCUAAAGAAACUACAAGUUUUAGAGUUAUAGAAUCAACAACAUUCUUUUAAAAAAUUUUAUUCAAUUGUUUGUUACACCUUUCAAAGGAAUUGCAAGUAAUUUCUAUUAAAUUGUUCAUAUGUGUCGUCUUCACCCUGAAAGCAUCGUGCGCCGCAGAUACAUGGUACACGUGAUUUUUAAUUUAGCUCUAAUUUAUCUUAACUUUAAGUUUAAGACCACGGAUUGACAAGAGAAGCAACAUAUCAUUUUAUUUUAUUAACUUUCCGACACCGUGCGGCCUGCUCCCACGGUGGUGUCUUCGACCCCCCUUUUUAACAUUUUUCCCUUUAUUUCCCCGGGAUUAACAUUAAUUUUUAAGUGCAUCUUUUUAUUCUAUCUGUUGCUUAUACUUUUUUCUUUUAUUACCCGCUGUUUAUACCAUUCGUCAUUCGCGGUGGCUCGUUUUCGAUGACUUUUUAAUUGAUCGUUCAGUCAUUAACCUCUUUCCAUCAAGAUUGCCGAAUUUUAUAUAAAAAUAUUCAGUAAAUAAAGAAAACCAUGUAUCUGGAAUAAUUUCAAAAUAGUUUUUCUUCUAAAUGAGCCAUUUUAAAAAAUGCUGUAUAAGAGGCUAAUAAUUGGACAGAAUUAUUCCAAGUGAUCAAUUAGUACAAUUAUCAUUAGUCUUUCGAGGGUAGACGAAUUGUAAAUAGGUGUUAGAUAUUUUGCAUAAAAUUUUCGAUGUUCUUGUAUAAAAUGCAAAAGGUCAUUUAGGAAAAAUGAAAAUUAUUAAUUAAAUGAAAAGUGCCUGAGCCAGAUGAGCUGCCGCUUUUUCACGUAUUCGUAGCAAACGUAGGAUUUUUGAAUAUUACCAAAAAUCAAAUGCUUUACUAAUGUUCGAUAGUGUAAUUAAGUGAAAAGAAUUUUUUAAAAGUGUACUUCCCUUUAUGGGAGAGAAAUUGUUUGAAAAUUCGAAGAGACACAAUUUUUUUAUUGUCUAGGCUCUUCUAAGGGGAUGCAGAUAUACAGGGUGUUACAGAAUUAGGGAUAAGAUUAGCAUAACAUUGAUAAAAAAUAGAAAUAAUGUUUUUAAUAUUUCAAGAAGGAAACAGUUAAUUUAUAAUUUUACAAAUCAAUAAUUCUGGAACAACCUGUGCAUACAAUGAUCCAUACAUCUGUUUAUGUAAUUAUAUAAAAGGGUAACAUUUAUUUAUUUAAAAUAUACAGUAAUGAUUUAAUGAUACAUAAAACGAAUUAUUAAAGUGCAAAAUAUAAAAAUGAAAGUAAGUGAACAGAUAUGUGGGUCACAAUAAAUAUAUAAACAACUGCAUUUAGGGUAAUAUAUUUUGAGAACGAUCGCCAAUCGUGUUUUUAUUUUAUAUACGUCUAUCUAUAGGUGUGUGCCAUGAUAUAUAAAUAAAGAAAAAUUAUACAUGAUAAUUGUAUGAUAGAUUAUACUAUAUAUAAUAUAUGUCGUUAACGUAUUAAAAAAAUGAAUAUGAUAAAGUGGCAAAUGCAACGAGAGGAUUUUUAUAGUUUUUAACACUGUAUCAUUGUUUUUUUGACAAUUCAGAUUUAUAUACAGAAUGUUUUUAAUCGUUAUAUUUAGUACAAUUGAUUAAGCCUUACAUGUCUAUUAUUGUGGAAUGUUACAAGUUGUAAUAUUAUAUUAUUAUCAUAUUAUUAUUAUUAUUAUUAUGAGUAUUUACGAAUACAAUUAUUAGCCUUAAUUACAAUUCAGGUAAUAAAGAAUUUCUAACA
Osmia bicornis bicornis is the source of this 11562-nucleotide messenger RNA. RefSeq names its product talin-1 (gene rhea). The transcript is spliced from 15 exons. The coding region runs from base 345 to 8696 and encodes 2783 amino acids. Gene Ontology annotation, cellular component: focal adhesion; ruffle; cytoskeleton. The record is from RefSeq and is a predicted model, not a curated record. Gene Ontology annotation, molecular function: structural constituent of cytoskeleton; actin filament binding; integrin binding. Gene Ontology annotation, biological process: cell-cell adhesion. NCBI's taxonomy places the organism in Eukaryota, Metazoa, Arthropoda, Insecta, Hymenoptera, Megachilidae.